Messenger RNA from Halichondria panicea, 4021 nucleotides. Its product is annotated as scavenger receptor cysteine-rich type 1 protein M160-like. Gene Ontology annotation, cellular component: membrane. The record is from RefSeq and is a predicted model, not a curated record. The coding region runs from base 85 to 1368 and encodes 427 amino acids. NCBI's taxonomy places the organism in Eukaryota, Metazoa, Porifera, Demospongiae, Suberitida, Halichondriidae. The transcript is spliced from 12 exons.
AUAUAGGAUGUAGAUUUAACAUAACCAACAACGAGGUAGCUAGUAUAUGCCAUUCACUCUAAGAACUGGCAACUUUCAGUCAAAAUGCAAGUCUCAAGCUUCUUUCUGCUAUUAACUGUUGUCACCACUGUCACAGCACAAUCAGAAUAUUUAGACGAACAACUUCGUCUUCCUGAAGUAACAGACACACUUCUUGAGUACUGUCACCAUGGAGAAUGGAGAUGGAUCUGUCAUGAUGAAAGUCAGUGGAACAAAAUUGAGAUAUCAGAAGCUAUUUGUGAACAACUUGGAUAUUCGAAUCCUUUUGCACAAGCAAUGGAGUAUUCCACGCAUAAUGGGGAAAGAAGAGUAGUCACUCUGAGUGACUGUAAUGGGCGAAGAGUAAAAAAGUGCACAGUGACACCCAGUAAAAGUUGUAACUCGGUUGUGCAUCUAAGGUGUAUCACAGACAACAGUGACAAAUGUGCUGAUGGAGAGAUAAGACUGGUGGGUGGAUCAACUGACAGAGAGGGACGAGUGGAGGUGUGUGUGGGUGGUCGCUGGAGGACAGUUUGCACUGGCAGUCAAGACCUGGCAGGAGCCAUUUGCUCACAAAUGGGAUACAUCUUUGAAGAAAGCACUGUUAUUAAUUCAUAUCCUCCUGGAGCAUUCCCAGAGUAUAGACUAAACUGUACACAACUAAGCAAUAGAGCAUGGCACUGUAGUCCAGUUGAACAACAAUGUGACAGCUUUGUGGAGCUUGGAGUUGUUUGUAUAAACUAUGAAGAGUUUUAUCAACGUUCAAGGAACAGCACACCAUUUACACAGUUGCCUCCUAUAGAAUGCACCCCCAGCAAUGAAAGAGGCACUACAUGUGCUGACAUUUCCACCACCCUCUUUGCUGGCAUUGGUGCGCUGGUGGCUCUGUUACUAAGUGUAUCAGUUGGUUGGAUGGUGUCCUGUGUUAUUCUACUCAGGAGAGGACACCCUGUGCACAAACAACAUGCUGAUUCAGGUACUAUCUCAACAAGGAGCAAUCAGAGCCACACACAACAGGACAUCAACACACAGCUCUACGCUGAGGCCACCCCUCCUGAUACUACCUACAGUAGACUGAACAGAAGUGAUAAACAGACGGAGGAAAUUGCUACCUACGAUUACGCUGAUCCCAACCAGAUAAGAGCAGAGUGUUCCCAAGCAACCAAUCCACCACCAGUGACUGGUGAAGCUAUCGUGAGAGAAGAGGAGUUCUACAUUGCUGAGGAUCACACGUACGCAGCUGUCAAUAAAAAAGCCAAGAAGAAAAAGAAGCCGAAGAAUGCAGAAUCUGACGGAGAGGGAGAGAGUGAAGCCCCGCCUCCUUUUCUCAGCACCCUGGCGGAAGUGUAAGGUGGGGGUGACGAAACACUGUGAACUGAGAGUAAGUCAAAUGUUUAACUGACUGACUGAAAUUAAAUGUAAAACAUUCAUAUAGUAGCUUUAGUAUAAUCAUUAUAAUUAUGUACAGAGAGAGAUUGAAUACAUGAUUCAUUACAAAUUAGUACAAUAAUUAUUAUAUAUAUAGAGAGAGAAACGAUUCAUUACACCAAAAAGUUAUAAGAGUACUUAUACAUACUUAUACGUUUACUCUAAAGAGUAAACCUUCUAAGUCGCAGUUUAAGAAGGAAGUAUAUAAAGAUCACUCUUACUAGCUCUUAUUAGUCAACAUGACAGUUUUGAACAUACUACUCCUAUCUAUCGUCAUUAUUACUUCAACUCAACAACAACAAGAACGUUUAAAUGGACAACUUCGAGAAACUACUUCUAAUUCCCUGGAGUACUGCAUGUUACCAUGCCAUGGAGAAUGGACAUUCAUGUCAUGAUGACGGUCAGUGGAACCAAGAGAGGACAAUUGCAUGCACACAACUGGGUUACAGUAACUCUGGUGGUAAGUUAGUUAUGAAGUGAGGAGUAGAAUAGCUUGUGUAUGGAAUAGCAAAUGGACCAUGUGGUACUACUACACAAAGAAAAGUUGUCACACUGACUAACCACAGUGAACCAGGACAGCAUCUCACAGAAUGUAUGGUCAUGGCCAGUGACAACUGUACUAGAGUAGACUACCGAAUUUUGUCAGACGUCAAUAAUUGUCAGCUUAAAGUGUGUAUAAUUGCACGAACAAAAUGAGAUUGAUUCUAACUAACUGCACACACCAAUAGGUAGCUAUGGGACUACUAACUAGUGAAAAUUUGGAUGGGCCAAGUCGCUUCCAGUCGGAGCUGUGAUCACUAGAAAAACUGUCCAAUCAUUUUGAUUUUCGGCGAGUGUAUUCUUAUAGUAAAUCUAGUUAGAUGUGCUACUGCAUGAACUGUCACUCUAAAUGUUGAUUAGCUGGUUGUUAUGUUUCUUUGAGUGCAUUAAGACUUGAACGACAGCCUUUUAAAUAUGAAUAGAUUAUGAAAAGGUACAGAACUUGCAUUCACAACUCAUGUAUAUUCUCCAAGACCAUCCCCUUCCUUUUCUGCAUGACAGCAGAUAAUAACAUGAACUACCGCAACUAGUGUUUCCUGUUGACAUGAUUAUAUCAAAUGCUGUACUCAACUUUUAGUCUCGCAUUACAGUUAUAUACUUCUCUCUAAGCUGUAACAAACAAAGCAGUAUAAAAGAGUGACUCACUAUGACCAGUAUGACUGUUCACUGUGUAGUAAUCAUUGGAAUGCUACUGUUGUUAAUCAUUUCAACUAUCGGCACUGCUCAACAAGAGUGCUUCAAUGGACAAGUCCGUAAACUUGUUUCUAAUCUCCUUGAGUAUUAUUACAACGGAGAAUGGAGAUUGGUCUAUUACUCAGAGAGUCAGUGGAGUCCGGAUAUGACAAGGGCUGUGUGUGCACAACUGGGCUACCACGAUUUUUUCGGUAGUUAUAAUAAUUAUAAUUAUAUAGCGUGUAUGAAGUAUACACAGUCGGCAUAAUUAUUUCUAAUAGUAACGCUGAAAGGGUCACGUCAGAGUGGUGCAGGAAAAUUUAUCACUCUGAGUGAAUGCAACAAAACAGGACUAACAGGAUGCAUAGAGACGCCCAGUGAAGACAACUGUACUGAGUGCUCUCUUGUGUUUCUACAGUGUAUCGCAGCUAACUGUGCUGAUGGAGAGAUAAGACUGGUGAGUGGAUCCACUGACAGAGAGGAGCGAGUGGAGGUGUGUGUAGGAAGUCCCCAAACUUUAUGGAGGACAGUUUGCACUGGCAGUCAAGAACUGGCAGGAGCCGUUUGUUCACAAAUGGGAUACAUCUUUGAAGGAGGCACUGUGGCAUUGCCUGACGUAUUUCCUCCUGGAACAUUUCCAGAGCACAGAUUAAACUGUACACAACUAAGCAAUGGAGCAUGGCACUGUAGUCCAGUUGAACAACAAUGUGACAGCUUUGUGGAGCUUGGAGUUGUUUGUAAGAGCUAUGAAAAUCUGUACGAUGAAUGUUCAACGAACUGUACACUGUCAAAAUUGUCAGUAACUACACAGUAACCUACCACCAAGCAAGUUACUACUCAAAAGGAAGCUGUUUGUGCUAACAAUUCAACUGUGACUGUAAUCACUCCAGUGGUAUGCACAUGUACUGAUGACAACAAGUCUACAUGUGCUGACAAUUCCACCACCUUCAUUGCUGUCAUUGGUGUACUGGUAGCGGUGUUACUAGCUGUAUCAGUUGGUUGGAUAGUGUCCUGUGUUAUUCUACUCAGGAGAGGACAGACUGUGCACAAACAACAUGUUGAUGCAGGUACUAUCUCAACAAGGAGCGAUCAGAGCUACACACAACAGGACAUCAACACACAGCUCUACGCUGAGGCCACCCCUCCUGAUACAACCUACAGUAGACUGAACAGAAGUGAUAAACAGACGGAGGAAAUUGCUACCUACGAUUACGCUGAUCCCAACCAGAUAAGAGUAGAGUGUUCCCAAGCAACCAACCCACCACCAGUGAGUGGUGAAGCUAUCGUGAGAGAAGAGGAAUUCUACAUUACUGAGGAUCACACAUACGCAGCUGUCAAUAAGAAAGCCAAGAAGAAAAAGAAA